AUGGAGUUUAUUAGAGUCCGUUUGGGCUUUGAUAGUUGUUUUGUUGUUGAGGCCCGUGGGCAUAGUGGGGGUUUGGCUUUGUUGUGGAAAGAAUCUAGUGACGUGGCUAUUCAAGGGUUUUCCUUUCAUCAUAUUGACGCUAUUGUUCAAUUGCAACACUGUGUUCAAUGGAGGCUUACUGGAGUAUAUGGGGAGCCUAGAAGAGAGCUUCGGUUCAACACUUGGAACCUCUUUCGCUCUAUUAAAGAUGCAAGCAACCUUCCUUGGUGUCUCAUGGGAGAUAUGAACAAUUUAAGCUCUAAUGAUGAAAAGAGAGGCGGCAGGCCAUACCCAGACCGACUUAUUGAUGGCUUUGUAGAAGCUUUGAACGAUUGUAACUUAACCGAAUUGCCUCUGGUGGGUUACCCUUUUACUUGGGAGAAUGGAAGGAAUGGUGAUAAUUGGGUUGAAGAAAGACUCGACAAGGCGCUAGUUACUUACACAUGGUUGUCUUUAUUCCCUCAGUCGACCCUAUACAACUUGGAAGUCUCUACUUCAGAUCAUUGUCCCAUAUUCCUGGUACUUAAAGGUGUGUCUCCUUCUGUUUCUUUUAAUACUUUUCGUUUUGAAAAUGCCUGGAUUAGAGAGCCUUUAUGCAAGCAGCUGGUUCAAGGGUGUUGGGAGGGUUCGGGUUCUAGUAAUAUUCAAGAGAAAUUACAUCGGUGUGGGGAGGUAUUGGGAAGAUGGGGAAGGGAUAUCACUGGGGACUUCAGAAAACGUAUCGACAAAUGUAAGAAACAGAUUAGAAACACCAAAUGGGGAAGAGAUCAGAGUUCAAUUCAUCAACAUAAUGAAGCGAAAGACAACCUUUCUGAAGUGUUGGCUCAGCGAGAAGUCUUUUGGAAACAAAGAUCGAAGCAAUUCUGGCUAAACUCUGGUGACAGAAAUACAAAAUAUUUCCACUCUGUUGCAAGUGCUAGAAAGAGGAAUAGUGGAAUUGGGCAACUUAAAAAUGAAAGUGGUACUUGGGUGACUUGGGGAUCGGGGUUAGAGGCAGUUAUCACAAGCUACUUUAGUGAUCUCUUUCGUUCAACAAACAUUGAUUUGGGAAACAUUUUAAAUGGUGUUCGGCCGACCGUUACAAGUGAACAAAAUGCCCAGCUCUUGCUGCCUAUUACGGAGGAUGAAGUCCGAAAUGCAUUAUUCCAAAUGCAUCCAGAUAAAUCUCCAGGGCCUGACGGUAUGACUCCGGCUUUCUUCCAAAAACAUUGGAGCAUAGUAGGCUCGGAUGUGGUUAACUUUGUUCGGGAUUUCUUCAAUGAAGGCAGCUUCCCCACGGGUAUCAAUGAUACUCACAUUGUCCUAAUUCCUAAGAAGAAAAAUCCGUCCCAAGUGGGUGACAUGAGACCGAUAUCGCUUUGUAAUGUCCUAUAUAAAAUUGCUUCUAAGGUUGUGGCCAAUCGAAUGAAAGGAAUCCUAGACUAUGCUAUCUCAGACACCCAGAGUGCUUUUGUUUCAGGAAGAUUGAUUUCAGAUAAUGUUAUGGUGGCUUUCGAGGUUAUGCACUACUUGAAGAGGAAAACAAAUGGAAGAAAAGGGUACAUGGCUCUCAAAUUGGAUAUGAGCAAAGCCUACGAUCGCGUUGAAUGGGGUUUCUUGGAAGCUAUUCUUCGUGUGAUGGGUUUUUGUGAACAAUGGAUUGGCCUCAUCAUUGGGUGUGUCAAUUCGGUUCGAUAUCAUGUGAUUAACAAUGGGCAAAAGAUGGGUCCGAUAAUUCCAACUAGAGGCAUACGCCAAGGGUGCCCGUUGUCGCCUUAUUUGUUCAUUGUAUGUGCUGAGGGUCUCUCUUCUUUGAUCAAACACUUUGAAGCCCAGAAACUUAUCACGGGAUGUAAGGUGGCUAGGAGUGCACCUCCUAUUUCCCAUCUUCUAUUUGCGGAUGAUAGCUAUGUGUAUUGUCAAGCGUCGGAGGAGGAAGCUAAUCAUGUUCUUACACUCCUCCAACUUUUUGAGAGAGCUUCGGGACAAAAAGUUAACCUUAAUAAGUCGUCAGCCUUCUUCAGUUCAAAUACAAGGGCGGAUAUCCGUAGUAGAAUCUGUGGUAUGAUGCAAGUCCAGAAAGCUGGGGCCGAUAGCAUGUAUCUAGGACUUCCAAGCACGGUUGGGCGAAACAAGAAUGCAGUGUUGGGAUUCCUAAAAGAGAAAAUGAAGAAGCGAAUAAGCAGUUGGGAGGGAAAAUUCUUAUCUCGUGCUGGUAAGGAGGUGCUCAUUAAAUCGGUAGUUCAAUCGCUUCCCUCUUAUGCCAUGAAUGUUUUUCUCUUUCCUAUUGGUACAUGUAAUGAACUUGAGAGAAUGAUGGCAAGCUUCUGGUGGAAAUCAAAAAGAGCUAACAACAAUGGGAGUGGCAUUGUAUGGAUGAACUGGGAAAGAAUGACAAGAUCAAAAGCUGCUGGUGGAAUGGGCUUCAGAAACUUGAGAGAUUUUAAUCUUGCUAUGCUUGGAAAGCAAGGGUGGAGACUCUUAUUCCGACAUGAUUCUCUUGUGAGUAAAGUUUUCAAGGCUAGAUACUAUCCACAGGGUGAUUAUUUAUCUGCUGAGUUGGGUUCUAAUCCUAGCUUUAUUUGGAGUAGCAUAUUUGCCGCGAAGGACAUAGUUAAGCUCGGCUUAAGGAAGGGAAUAGGAUCGGGAUUGACUGUGCAAAUAACCACCGAUCCUUGGUUGCCUUCUCUUGACAGACCAACGCCAAUUCCCAAUGUCCCGGGUCUUGAGAACUUCAUGGUGAAUAGCUUGUUUCAAACACAUAGUCGCUCCUGGGAUGCUGAAGUUGUUAAAGACCUUUUUACUUUCGAUGAUGCUGCUUUAAUCCUGGGCAUCCAAAUAAAUCAGGUGGUUCAGGACGACUUUUGGUACUGGUUUGCAGAGAGAAACGGACUUUACUCUGUCCGAAGCGCCUACCAAUUGAUUCAAGAUUAUAAGCAGCCCCCAUCUCCCUCAGAAGACCACCGGUUUUGGAAUAAAUUGUGGUCACUUAAAGUUCCUCCCAAAACUAAAGAUCUAGUGUGGAGAGCGGCGUCAAAUUGCUUAGCAACCAAAUCGAAUCUCUGCAUCAAGAAGGUACUGAAUGAUAACAAUUGCCCUUUGUGUGGCGUCUUCGCCGAAACUGAGCUGCAUUUGUUAGUUUCUUGUCAAUUUGCUUGGGCUUGUUGGGAGUUUUCUGGUUUUAAUGCAGCUGAUAGAAAUCCCGUGUCCUUGCUGUCAUGGCUUAGUUCCAAUGCUGCCCGAAUGGAUGAUGAGAAGCUAAGCCGAGUUGUCAUGUUGUGUUGGGCAAUAUGGUCAGCCAGAAAUGAUCUCCUUUGGAAGAAUCGGGCUCGAAGUGUAAAAAGUGUGGUUGAUUUUGCUCAAUCAAGUUUGCACCAGUUUUUGAAGGCUCAAGGCAGAAGCAACUUACCUCCUCUGUCGCCUCCGAAACCUGGUGAUGCCUCGGAGAUCUGGACCAAGCCGACUGUAGGCAUCAAGUUGAACGUUGAUGCAGCUCUCUUUGAUCAAGACCUCAAGCAUGGAUAUGGCUGCGUGAUUCGAAAUACUGAUGGUGACUUGGUUUCUGUUUUCGCUGGUGCAAAGCAAGGCAAAGUUUCUCCUGAAAUUGCAGAAGCUAUGGGCAUUAGAGAAGCUUUAAGUUGGUUGAAAAAUCACAAUUUUUCCCACGCUACUGUUGAAACCGAUAGCCUGGUUUGUGUGGCUGCCAUCCGAAGCAAUGAGAAGCUUAACUCUGGGUUCGGUUUUAUUGUGGAAGAGUGCAAGUUAAUCCUUAGAAGUUUAUUAAAUGUUACUUUAUGUUUUGUCAAACGUUCUGCGAAUCGUGCCGCGCAUUAUAUUGCCCGACACUCUUUGUCUCUAGCUGAACGUAUGUUCCCUAUUAAUAGUGUUCCUUCGGAGUUGUUGUCUAUUCUUUCGGGCGAUAGCUCUUGUUAA
Molecule: messenger RNA, 3951 nt
Organism: Cannabis sativa
Lineage: Eukaryota; Viridiplantae; Streptophyta; Magnoliopsida; Rosales; Cannabaceae
Exons: 1
Coding region: 1-3951 (1316 amino acids)
Molecular function (GO): RNA-DNA hybrid ribonuclease activity; nucleic acid binding
Source: RefSeq, a predicted model, not a curated record